GCCAUUUUGUGUGAUCCCAUCAUGCAUUACGUUAACUGGUAUUCCUCAUUCCAUACGCGUUUCGUCGAAAACCGUGCGUUUGGCCACCAGUCAAGAUGGCGGCGUCCAUGGGUUUAUUUUUGUUUCAUAAUGUAAUUUGAUCGUGCGCGGUACUAUACCCGUGUAGCGAUUUAGGCCUAUUGCCUUGACCCGAGAGAGUACUUCCGCGAUGAUUGACUUGGCAGAUAUUCCGGCUGGCCUGGGGAAAGUGCUACGUUGGCAAAGUUUUGGAAAGUUCACAGGUUUAGUCCUAUGCAUAAACUGUUCAACGGCGUGCGUGGCUGCGCCAUGAUUGAGUUCGAUAGCGACUAGCGCCUAGCGGUUGUGAAACUGAAAGUGAAAAGUAUAUGCCGCGCCGAAAGUUCGCCUAAUAAUUCGAGAUGGCACUUGGAAAGAGCCCUCUAUGACCUCAUCCCCCUUAGACAAUUGACCCUCUCAGAAUUGCAACAGGUCAUCAGGCGACAGUCCAGUUGAAAAUUUAAGGUUCUGAAAGGCAUGGGUAGGAAGACCAAACCAGGCAUGGCAAAGAUAAUGUUUAUUAUGCCUUGCGUCUUCAUUAUUUUCAUCAUAUACAUCAUCUCAACAUGCAAUGAUGGAUCCAGCAACCAGAGCACCAAGCCGGUGACAUGUGAGCCCCAUCAAUCCAGCCACCAAGAGGGGGACAAGAACGCCCCGCGGCCCAAGAAAAAACUGUCCUCUUUCCUGGUGGUUCUCAUCAUGACGGGCCCUCAGCUGGUGGAGCGACGCUACACGAUCCGAGAGACCUGGCUGCAGAAGCACGGCAAGGACGUCCUGCCCAAGUUUGUGGUGGGCACGGCAGAGCUCAAGGAGUCGGACAAGAAGAUGCUGGACUCUGAGCAGGCUCGCCACAAGGACUUGCUCUUCCUGCCCAAACUCAAGGACUCCUUCGGGUCGCUCACCAACAAGCUCCUCCAAAUGCUGACGUGGUUGGACAGAAAUGUCGACUUUCAGUAUGUACUGAAGGCCGACGAUGACACGUAUGUCCGACUGGAUGCGGUGGUCAAAGAACUGAAGUCGAAGAGCAAAGAGAAGCUGUAUUGGGGGUUCUUUGACGGGAGGGCACACGCUCACCGCACCGGUCGCUACGCUGAAACAGACUGGGUUCUGUGCGAUCGGUAUUUGCCGUAUGCCAUGGGCGGGGGUUACGUGCUCUCGUCCGAUUUAGUCAGCUUCAUCGCAAACAAUGCCCAGUACUUGAAGCGGUACCAUGCUGAAGAUGUCUCUGUUGGCUCCUGGCUGGCAGCCGUUGACGUCAAGCGCGAGCACGACCCCCGAUUCGACACGGAGUUCAAAUCCCGUGGCUGCCGCAACGUCUACAUCGUUACACACAAACAGUCGAUACAGGACAUGAGGUCCAAGUAUCAACAGUUACAGACGACGGGCAAGAUGUGUGCCAAGGAGCAACAGUUUAGGUUAUCCUACGUCUACAACUGGGAGAAGGUGCCCACGGAGUGUUGUGAACGAGUGGAAGGGGUACCUUAAGGAGGCCAUGCUAGGGCAUAGAGGGUUCUCUUAAAGAGUCUGCCAAAAUUUAACUUCCAAUAUUAUCAGGGGUCUACAUGUACUUGCAUGUAACAACGUGUUCAUGCCACUCUACUUGCCAUUUUUAUAUCAAUAACAUGUGUAGCGUCUUUAAAUCAUUGCUUUCAACGAAUGUUUGGUCCAGUUAACCGUCAGUCUUCCUUAUAGUCUUCCAUCGUUCCAUUAUUUUUUAGCAGAAGGGCAAUUCUGUUAAUUCAGCUGUACAAUGUUCAUGUCAGACACUUUAAUGAGUUAUUGUAUGAAAAAUGAAUGUGAUACAUCACUAAUAUGGCAUCUAAAGAGUAGAAAACAAUGGGAGACUUUGGAGACGUUGGUGGCUGCAAACACACCGGUCCUUCUUCAUUUGUUUACGUCAUGUUAAAAGCUAAGGCGGGCAUGCUCAAACAAUGGAAAAAGAAUGGGUGUGUUUGCUGCCACUGAUGUCUAA
Molecule: messenger RNA, 2029 nt
Organism: Patiria miniata (bat star)
Lineage: Eukaryota; Metazoa; Echinodermata; Asteroidea; Valvatida; Asterinidae
Product: beta-1,3-galactosyltransferase 6-like
Exons: 3
Coding region: 535-1542 (335 amino acids)
Biological process (GO): glycosaminoglycan biosynthetic process
Cellular component (GO): membrane
Molecular function (GO): UDP-galactosyltransferase activity
Source: RefSeq, a predicted model, not a curated record